CACAGCUCAUGAUGCCAUCUUCACUUGGAGCCUGCCAGUCUGGAAAAAAGGAUUUUUGUUGGUUUUCAGUGGGAAUUCACACUAGUAUUCUUUUCAAAUGACCCAAAUGAUGACACGGACAGCUGUUUUACCUGAAAAGCAUUGAGAAAGCAUAUAGGCCUGUCCUCAGUAGUCUAAAUAUACACAGAUUUAUACACACAAAACGAUCCCUGUCAGAUGUCACCCCUACAAGCCCCACCCUGAUCGCUUCUGGUUUGCUAGCUUCCAUUUACCACUGUGUUAAUCUGUUCCCUUUUCACAUCCCCCCUCCUCCCGAUUCUCUUGCAUGCUCUCUCUUUUGCUCCUCCCCUCUCUUCCCUCAAAGCCAGCAGCCUCCUGCUUGAUCCUGCCUGCUUACUACAUGGUCUCUUGGAAUACAGCAUACCUUUUCUACUCCAUGGCUUUUCGACUUUUUUUUUUUCUCAAUUCACACUGCAAAGCACGGACGGAUGCUAGCUUAACCAACAGUGUUUAACCUUUUCUUUCCCUUCCACCUCUGUGCUCGUAACCUGUUUAUCCAUUUGUCUGUCUGACCUGCAUUUUAACCUACCCUUUGACCCCACUGUUUCAUGAUUAAUGCUGAGACCCCCUUGACAAUGUUACUAUGUAUUAACUGGUUGAAGCCUUUCCUUGCCUUGUUGUUUUCCACCUUGCUUAAACAAGGCCAGAAUUGUCCAACCAGCUGUUUGUGUCCAGACCACCACACUGUGAACUGCUCUGGCCAAGGCCUAACUGGAGUACCAGAUUCCAUUCCUCUGGACGUUCGCCGUCUCCUACUAUCCAACAACUGGAUUCCAUGGAUCCCUUCUGACUUCCUGGUCCUUUACACAGAUCUGGUGUAUUUGGACCUACGGAAUAACUCCCUUUCCCAGCUGGAGCCAGGGACCUUGAGCACUUCUUCAAGAUUAGUCUUCUUGGACUUGGGAAACAAUAACCUGACUGAAAUCCCCUCAGGAACAUUUGGGGAAUCAAGGAGUCUGAUUAAACUACGACUAGGGGACAAUCCCUAUCUAACUAUGGUAAGCAGAGAUGUUUUUACAGGGUUGACGUCUUUGAGGGAAUUGGAGCUGGAGAGGAAUGGUCUCACAGGGCUGGAUGUCAGGGUCCUGGAACUUUUGCCCUCCCUUAACAUGGUGCGUUUGGAGGGCAACCCCUGGCUUUGCAACUGCCACUUUGCCAAAUUGUUUGUAUGGCUGACAAAUAAUCAGCAUAAGCUCCCAACAGGUCAGCAGAUCCGCCCCACUUUCUGGCAUCUGGACAGGAUCCAGUCCACCUACGGAGAGGGUACACCUCCGUGUCUGCUAUUCUCUUUUUUUCUUUUUUCCAUAAGCAGUGGAUUGGGCAGCAGCACUUCUCUAAAGAGGGCCUGUUUCAUCUUUGCACACUGCCUCGGGAAAAUAAGAUUUCCUCCCUGGCUGCCAUCUUUGCUUUGAAGAUGUUGGAGGAAGAUCAAUUAGAAGCGGAAGAAAACGUCAGGU
Molecule: messenger RNA, 1517 nt
Organism: Haplochromis burtoni (Burton's mouthbrooder)
Lineage: Eukaryota; Metazoa; Chordata; Actinopteri; Cichliformes; Cichlidae
Product: leucine-rich repeat-containing protein 38
Exons: 4
Coding region: 609-1472 (287 amino acids)
Cellular component (GO): voltage-gated potassium channel complex
Molecular function (GO): voltage-gated potassium channel activity; transmembrane transporter binding; potassium channel activator activity
Source: RefSeq, a predicted model, not a curated record